CCUCCUCCUCCUCCUCCUCCUCCCUCCUCCUCCUCCUUCCCUCCUCCUCCUCCUCCUCCUUCCUCCUCCUCCUUCCUCCUCCUCCUCCUUCCUCCUCCUCCU
Penaeus indicus is the source of this 102-nucleotide messenger RNA. RefSeq names its product proline-rich antigen homolog. NCBI's taxonomy places the organism in Eukaryota, Metazoa, Arthropoda, Malacostraca, Decapoda, Penaeidae. The record is from RefSeq and is a predicted model, not a curated record.